UUUGCCGAGUGAGAGAGCGCUAAGCUGUGCGAUUUGUUUCAUGUAUUGAUUUUGAAUACACAAGUGUAAUGAACAACUUGUAGCUCAUUGAUUUGAAACACUGCAAUCGUCUGGACUGCAUGUAAUAGUAGAUUGAGGAUAUCAAAAUAUGAAACUUGUUAAACCAGCGACCAAACCCUGACCCUCAAAAUAAGUUUCAAUAUUUUCUUAGUGGUUCGCGGAUAUUAUAAUUUCUAAAUGAUACGAGAGUUUUACGAUAGCACCGAUGAAGAUGAAAUGGAAAGCCAGUAUGAGGUAGAUCCAGAAUGCCUGGUUCUGACGAGACCAGAUCGCGACAUGCAUAACCGAUGCUGUGGUGGGAAAGCCUGGUGCAUUAGAGAUAUAUGCGGCAUCAUAUGCGCUGUUCUCACUUGGCUCCUCAUCCUCUACGCUGAGUUCGUCGUGAUGAUGGUGAUGCUGCUGCCCGGCGUGUCGACGUACCCGGUGUACAGCUACAUAAACAUCAUCAUAUUCCAGACGCUCGCCUUUCUCGCGUUCGCUUCGCACCUCCGCACGAUGUUCACGGAUCCGGGUGCCGUACCAAAAGGCAACGCGACAAAGGAGAUGAUCAAACAAAUGAGCUUCCGUGAGGGUCAGGUGAUAUUCAAGUGCACCAAAUGCUGCAGCAUCAAGCCAGAGCGCGCGCAUCACUGCUCCGUCUGCCAGCGGUGCAUCAGGAAGAUGGACCACCACUGCCCCUGGGUGAAUAACUGCGUGGGGGAGAACAAUCAGAAGUACUUUGUACUGUUCACGUUCUACAUAGCGGCGAUAUCUAUCCACUCGCUCACGCUCUCCGUGUACCAGUUCGUGACGUGCAUUCGGCACGAGUGGCGCGACUGCAGCACUUACUCCCCACCCGCGACAGUUGUACUACUGCUGUUCCUGAUAGCGGAGGCUUUACUGUUCGCCAUCUUCACUGCAGUGAUGCUGGGCACGCAGUUACACGCCAUCUGGAAUGACGAGACGGGCAUAGAACAACUGAAAAAGGAGCAAGCGCGCUGGAUCCGCAAGUCACGAUGGAAGAGCAUACAAUCGGUGUUCGGACGGUUCUCGAUCCUAUGGUUCUCGCCUUUCACGCAACCAUCGCCUAAAACGAAACUAGAAAGCUAUUUAUACAGCGUUUAACAUAAUACCGACGUUCCUUCUUCGGUCACGAGGAAAAGGAACGUGCCAGUUUAAAUAAUGGUUCGACAUCACUAUUUAAAUACUCGUGAAAUUGCGGUCUUUGUGUUGUACACUAUGAAGAAAAUGGCUGACGCUCACUUUUUGUCUAUGGCCGUUCCGGUGUCAGUAUAGAGUAUAGACAGUUACUCUUUAUUGUCUAUGCCCUAUGGUAUCUUGAUAAAACUUCAAGCGAAAAUUAUGAUAGUUCUGUCAAGUACUGUAUGUUAGUAGUAUGAUAAAUGUCAUUUUGACAGUUCAGUCAAAAUUGCGAAACACGGUCCGAUAAAAUCAAGGAAUAGGGAAAUAAAAGAUUUUCUUUGAAGUGUACUUAAUGUGGACUGAAAACGAAACAUAUUCUAAACGAAUGGAAACAUAUUCUAAAUGCCGGUGUCUUAUUGUUAUUUAAGUUCGAAUCGAGAAUGUAUUUAUAAUAAUUCAAUUGCGAAUUGUUAAAACGUACAUAGGCGUUGCUCGUUUCUCGUGACAAAUGAAGGAUAUAGAGAUAUAGUAUUAUUUAUUGAUUUUUGGGUAGUUAGACCUAGUUAUACGUUAGAGGCUUUCAGCGUUCGGAAAGUCAAUAACUUACCGUUGUUUUGUAUUGUCAUUGAUACGUUUUAAGUGCAAAUAGACUAUUCAUUUUUCUAUGAAGUGUAUAAUCGGCUUUACCGUACUCGAAGGACCAUUAUUUAUAUUAAAAUGACGUCAAUACAAUUCGGACUUUAGAAAAAAUGGUAGAUAAUAUCGAAUUUUGAAAAAUUUCCUGUAUAAUAAAGUACGAAUAGAUUAUAAAUUUUUCUAUGAAAUGAAUAAUCGGCUUUACCGUACUCGAAGGACCAUUGACAUUAUAAUGACGUCAAUACAAAUCGGACUGUAGAAAAAAUGCUAGGUAAUAUCGACUUAAAAAUCGCUAGAAUUAUAAAUUUGUGUUUCGAUGACAUACGAUUGACAACGACGAGUCAUGUAUGUUAUACUUUAGUAAUACCCGUAAUAGCAUUUAUAGUCGAAACUACCCAAAAAUCGCUUGAAAUGUAUAUUAAGACGUUGAAUCAUUGUCAUAAUCAUCGUUAUUAGAAGCAAUAACAUCUUUAUGUUAUAGAUGUAUUUAUUUAUUUGUAACUUGACUGAUGUGGUAGAUAGUAUAGGUAUGUAAGUGGAAUAUUUGGAUGGAUCACCUCCUAUAGAACAAAGGUUUUUUUUUAUGUGGGAUACGGUUCUUGAUCUAUAAAAACUCCCAAUAAUUGUGAAUUCAGAAGUAAAUAGUUUUUGUGACAGUGUAAAGAAGUCGCCUCUUGAAUCAAUGUUAUGUAUGUGUUAAGGCAUUAACACCUGUUUGAAUUUUCUUUUUCAUGUUAUAUUACUUAACAAUUUCUGCACGCUAUUUUUGUACGAAAGUACACAAAUAGUACAGUAGCACAUCAAUGUGUAAGCACUAAAUAUCUAACACGAAACACUAAGUUACUUAGUGCUUUUGUGUAAUGUACAGUCUAGAGGAGGUGAUCUGUUAUCUAUCUCACUCUGACACCAGUAUUGUCGUACGUUGGAGCGAGAUAAACGAUAUUUUCUUGAUGCGAUUAGAUUAUUACAAAGAUACCUUUAAUUUUUAUAGAAGAUGUGAUAAAUACCUCUUUGUAGAACCAAUACUGUAUGUUAGAGUGAGAGAAAAUUAAUUAACACAAGCGAAGAAUAACAAAGGUGUUGUUAAUUUUUCUGAUAUUUUUGGUGAACAAAUUCGAAAUCAUUAUUUAUUAUAAGACGUUAUGGAUAGUAUUGGGAAAGAUAUCAGUUAGCUGUCUCACUUUAACACUAUGAAUGCGAUAGGUUAGAGUGAGAGGAAUGGCUUGCUGUUCGUUUCGAUUAGUAAUAAUUGUCGUUGAUUUUCGCGAAGUUUCCACGGGAUAUUUAAGUAGGACUAUUUUGAUAGCUUCCUCUAACGCCUAUAUUAUGGUUUGUUAGAGCGUGAGAAAUGUGUGGCUUUGAAGAUGCAAUAAUGUUGUUCUUAACAGGUUCUGUAUUCGUUGGGAGAUGGUAUUUGGUGGCAGGCCAUCGGACAUAUUCAGAAUAUUUCGUAGUUUAGUGAUUUGUGAGUCACAUAGAUUUAUGUGCACGUUAAAAUAUCAUAAAUGUUGUCUUCUGUAAAGCUUUUUGCUUACUAUUAUGAUGUUGUUUCAUUGAAUAAUUAAAGGGACAUACAAUAGAUUGUCCCUUCUGAGUGGAGUCGUUUUUAUACCAAAAUUGUUUACAAUCGGUAAAGUUAUUUGAUCUGGAAUCUUGAAAGUAAGGAUAUCUCCCUCAUAACAUGAGUAGUACUGAAAAGCUGACUUGAUUUAGGAAACAAAUACAUACUAAUGGUAUAAAAAAGAACUCCGUCAUUAAAAUUAUUUGAUGGAGCAAUUUUUUAAAUGUUCUUUCUUAGAGUCGUUCUCUAUCCCAGUUAUAAAUCUGGUUAAAAAGCUUUUGAGAAUAUGCGUGUGUUGCGUUCUUCACCAAGUCUUAUGUGUGUUUGACAUCGAUGAGUUAUAAUUAAGGGAAUAUGUGUAAAGUAGAACAAACAUAAGAUCUCAUAAGUUUACGAGUUUCGGAGCACUAAUACACACUUCGAUAUUUGUUAGGAAUUGAAUACAAUGUGUGAAUUGAGCCUACUUCGGUUAACGCUUAUAAUAAUAUAUAUUUUAAAGUUAUAUUUUGGUAAUCAUUAUUUAAGUGAAACUUCUUUAUCGGGGUUGGAAAAAAAUUUUGCGUAACAUUUUUUCGUUACGC
This is a messenger RNA of Colias croceus (clouded yellow), 3960 nucleotides long. RefSeq names its product palmitoyltransferase ZDHHC3. NCBI's taxonomy places the organism in Eukaryota, Metazoa, Arthropoda, Insecta, Lepidoptera, Pieridae. Gene Ontology annotation, cellular component: Golgi apparatus; endoplasmic reticulum. The record is from RefSeq and is a predicted model, not a curated record. Gene Ontology annotation, biological process: protein targeting to membrane; peptidyl-L-cysteine S-palmitoylation. Bases 238 to 1164 code for a protein of 308 amino acids. The transcript is spliced from 6 exons. Gene Ontology annotation, molecular function: protein-cysteine S-palmitoyltransferase activity.